CUGCAAUCAUAGCAGUCCAUAUAAGUACAACUUUACUGUAUUUGUUACUGUAUGGUGGUUUGUGCUUAAAUAAUAGAACGAGAGGAGAAGGUUUCUGGCAGUGCGAGACAAGUUGCUGCACCAGGUGAAGUUAACGUUUUUUGGCAGUAUUGGUCUCUCUCCACUAUGAGGUGUUUGACGUGCUGCUGACCACCACCAGACCAUUGAAGGAGGAGCCAUUAGAAGCAGGGUAAACUUAAGUGUUUGGGAUUUUGUGGCUGCAGUGCCGCUGCAAUGCGGUCCAUCCACUCCUCCUGGCUUGAGAGUUGGCAAGCUCCUCCGAUCCCCAAAAUGAUGAUUGCAAGUCGACCUCAAGUCAAGGUGACCAUGGCCAUACCGGCUGCUCUGAUCCCACCAACCCCUCUGGUCCCACCGCCAACGAUCUCGACUCCCUCCGCGACGACGUCCCCGCCGUCGACAACUUCAUCACCAUCUCCAUCCCUGGCUCCCCCAUCCGGACCCGGACAGAACCUGUUCAGAUCAGAGCUCCUUACCACCGGCAGCCCGGGCAUCCCGAACGCGGGUCUACCUCCCGGCAAACCCGUGUACUCAACCCCGUCGCCUGUUGAAAACAUACCGCAAAACAACGAGUGCAAGAUGGUCGAGUUGCGCGGUGCAAAAGUGGCCUCUUUCACCGUGGACGGCAGCGAGCUCAUCUGCCUUCCUCAGGCUUUCGACCUGUUCCUGAAGCACCUGGUCGGCGGACUGCACACGGUCUACACCAAGCUGAAGCGGCUGGAGAUCACGCCGGUGGUGUGCAAUGUGGAGCAGGUCCGCAUCCUCAGAGGGCUCGGCGCCAUCCAACCUGGGGUGAACCGCUGUAAACUCAUCUCCAGAAAAGACUUCGAGACUCUGUACAACGACUGCACUAAUGCGAGCUCCAGACCCGGCCGACCUCCGAAGAGGACCCAGAGUGUGACAUCGUCGGAGAACCCCCACAUCAUGCCCCACUCAGUCCCUGGCCUCAUGUCCCCUGGCAUGAUCCCACCCACAGGCCUGACAGCAGCGGCGGCAGCUGCUGCCAACGCAGCCAUCGCAGAGGCCAUGAAGGUCAAGAAGAUCAAGCUGGAGGCGAUGAGCGGCUACCACGGCAACGCCAACCACCAUGGGGCUGACGGGGAGAAUGGAGACCUCAGCUCUAGCGUCGGCCUGGAACUCCCCUUCAUGAUGAUGCCACACCCCCUGAUCCCAGUCAGCCUGCCCCCAGCCUCUGUCACCAUGGCGAUGAGCCAGAUGAACCACCUCAGCACCAUUGCAAACAUGGCCGCCGCAGCACAGGGCCAGAGUCUGCCUUCCAGAAUGGUCACCUCUGUUAUAAAGCUGGGGUUUCAGGAACGGGUGCCGGACAGUCCCUCACCUGCUCCUUCCUUAGAAGACCACAGGAGGCCAGGCAGUCACCCGUCAUCUCACCGCAGCAGCAGCGUGUCCAGCUCACCAGCCCGUACAGAAAGCUCCUCAGACAGGAUACGUACGUUUAUCACACAGAUAAAUGCGAUACACAACAAUGGCCUGUCCAUGAACCACGCCUUGCUAGGCCUGUCCCCCAACAUCCCACCUGGGCCUAAAGAGGGAGACCUGGCCCACGACAUGAGCCAUGAAUUAAAGAGGAUGCACACUGACAAAGAGGACAACUCCAUGUGUACCCCAACAGCAAGAGAUAGCUACGAGAGGUUGUCAUUUGCUGGACAGGCCCUGCCUCCUGGCUUCCCCUCACCAUUUCUCUUUCCAGAUGGCUUGUCGUCAAUAGAAACUCUUCUCACCAACAUACAGGGGCUGCUUAAAGUGGCUAUUGACAACGCGCGGGCUCAGGAGAAGCAGGUGCAGCUGGAGAAGACAGAGCUGAAGAUGGAGCUGUUCAGAGAGAGAGAGCUCAGGGAGACUUUGGAGAAGCAGCUCGCCAUGGAGCAGAAGAACAGAGCAAUCAUUCAGAAGCGUCUGAAGAAGGAGAAGAAGGCCAAGAGGAAACUCCAAGAAGCUCUGGAGUAUGAAUCCAAGAGGAGAGAGCAGGCUGAGCAGACCCUGAAGCAGCCCUCGCCCUCUGACAGCAUGCGUUCACUCAACGGUCAGAUGCUCCACAAAUCUCUGACCCCUGAGAUGGAGAGUGACCGCAGCAGUGGAAGAACAGAUGCUGAAAGGACAAUACAAGAUGGAAGACUGUUCCUGAAAACCACAGUGAUGUACUGAUAAGGCCGUGAGGAGCUGGAGGAAAUCAAAAUUUCCGAAAAAAGAAGAAGGAAAAAAAAAAACGAAAGAAAAGAAAACUUAUGAACAUUCUCAAGAGCCCUUAUCCAGGCUGAUUUAGUAAGAGGAAAGAAGUCGUGCUGCUUGUAGGCGUUGAAUGGCAAAAUGCUGUGUUCACCCAAAUGCUGGAGGAGGUUGUGUCUGAAUGUAGAAUAAGAAGUCUUUUUUCUAACAGAGGCCGACAUGAGAUAGUUUGAUAGAGCAGCUUUUGACGUAGUGGGUUGGCCGACGUGAAGGAUAAACAUAUAUAUUGAGCACAGUAAAAAAUGUACCCAUGGUACACUGUUGGUAAUAAAUUCACAGCACUGAAGAUUUUUAUACUGUAUCUCAGCCAGCGAGAAAGCUUCGAAAAAGAAAUUGGACUGAAGUUUGUUUUGUAUUUCAAAUUGAAUUUUGAGAAGCUAAAAAUGACACGUGGAGAUGAACCUUGUGGGGGGGAAAAAAUGUGAAUCUAUCCAUGUGUUCAUCAAAAGAGAAGACUGAUGUUUGAUUUUCAUGUUUUCUAAAUUAGAUGACAAUACAAUCAAGUUUCCUUUUUACCAUUGUUGUAUAUACAAGAUCUGAUGAUGAUGAUGAUGACAGUAAAACUCGCUCUAUCGAACCCGAGUGGAUUGAUGAGGUAUGUGUAUAUAACGUUAAGAGGUAUUGUGUAUGCAGUAGAGCUAUUAGGCAAACAAUACCACCAUUUAUAUAAACCUACAGUUUUGUUUUGUUCUAUUUCUGAGCCAUCAUUCUUUCCUAUAGCUGCCAUUUUGGUGAGAAAGCAUGCAGGCAUGUAAAUGUUUGUCCUGGAAUUAUGAUAUUUAAUAAAUCCUAUAUUGUGCUGAACAAAUACAAGGGUUGACUCACUCAAGCCCAGAUGAUUUUGAAAACAUAAUUAUCAAACAUUUCACUUUCAAAAUGAAGACUUUUGCUGUCGAUAGUACUGUAAUCUUUGUAACAAAGGUAAUAUUUCUUGGAAUUUACUGUACAUUUUUUGUCAUGAAGCACUCAAAAUCAGCAACUCUCAAUGCUUUUUUAAAAAGAAAAUAUCCAGACUGAUUAUGAUCACGUGUCAGUUUGAGAAACAGUCAUCACACAACUUUUUUUGAGACUGAAUGCCAUUUAAUUACAUUGCUCAAAUCCCUGUUGGACAUACACAAACACAGUUCUCUUUUUCUUUUUUAGAGUGUUUCAAAAUUUCCUGUUACUUUCCCUAAAUGCGUUUUGAAUUUUGGUGCUGUAACACCUGUGUAUAUUCUCUAGACAUAAGCUGAUGUCAGUCCUUUAACUGAAGAACAGUUUAGACCUUAUGUGUUACGAUCUGGAGAGGAGUGUCCCAUGUUCACAAUGUGUUUGUUCUUUUUGUUCUCAAUGGAGUGUCUAAGUCUGUUGUCACUGAUAACUUAUAUAGCUUCUCGAAUCAUCUCUUCAUUGUACUUCAAAUUCAAAUAAAGUCAACAUGUUGAUGAUAAA
This is a messenger RNA of Etheostoma cragini (Arkansas darter), 3735 nucleotides long. It is a transcript of the gene dachd, whose product is annotated as dachshund d. The record is from RefSeq and is a predicted model, not a curated record. The transcript is spliced from 13 exons. The coding region runs from base 274 to 2223 and encodes 649 amino acids. Lineage: Eukaryota; Metazoa; Chordata; Actinopteri; Perciformes; Percidae.